AUGUCCGCUGGGUCCAUGGCGGCGGCGUUGGCCUCCGCCGCGCUGGGCUUUGGCCUCGGGGCGCUCUGGGCGAAGCGAAGAAGUCGUGAGAGGCGCCGGACGCGGGUCAUGCAAAUGGCGAAGGUUCGGCCAGACCGGGUGGCGCUCUACAAGCGCCAUCAUCAGGGUGUCUGGCCGGAAGUGGAGCAGGGUUUGGCCGCCGUUGGCGUGGAGACCAUCUCCAUCUGGUCCGACCCGAAGGACGAGACCUCGCUCUUCAUGUACUUGGAGAUGGACGAGGAUGCCGGGGACAUGGGCGAGGGCUCCAAGUACCGCGAGAACCCGAGGGUCCGCGACUGGGAACGGGCCAUGGAGACGGAGUUCCACUCGGGGUGGCAGAAACUCAACGAGUGGUACACAUUGAAGUCCUGCGGCUCAAGGCAGGUGCAGCUGUCCACCAAUUCCCUGCCGCCGUGUUAUGACAUCAUGGGUGGCAAGUGA
This is a messenger RNA of Effrenium voratum, 480 nucleotides long. The record is from the annotation of a GenBank genome assembly. Lineage: Eukaryota; Dinophyceae; Suessiales; Symbiodiniaceae.